Molecule: messenger RNA, 1995 nt
Organism: Lathyrus oleraceus (garden pea)
Lineage: Eukaryota; Viridiplantae; Streptophyta; Magnoliopsida; Fabales; Fabaceae
Product: probable arabinosyltransferase ARAD1
Exons: 3
Coding region: 392-1882 (496 amino acids)
Molecular function (GO): glycosyltransferase activity
Source: RefSeq, a predicted model, not a curated record
UUGCGACGUGACGAAAAUAGUAUAAAUUCAAUGAGCUUACUAGUUUAACAUAACAUAAUCCUCUUAUCAAUAAAGUUUCUUCCUUUUUUACUGUACUUUGUGAUGAAAUGAACGCUUUGCAUCAAUCUCAGUUAUCAUCAUCAGCUUUGAAUUGGGUCAACUCAGGUUGAAUUUCAAAGGGCUUUUUGAGAUCUUGUUCAAUAAUAUUGAAGGUUAAGAAGUCACUAGUAGGUUAUUGGUAUAGUCAUUUGAUUUGAGGGAUUUGAGCUAUGGAUACAGAUUGAGGAACUAUAUGUGCUGUGUGUUUGUGGAUAUUUAUCUUAUUUUGUGUAUCUGCACAAUUGGCUGAAUUUCGUGAUCAAUUGUUGUGUUUCAGUGUUUAUCUUUAGCUAUGUCAGAGAAGAGUAUGGUUCCCUCUAGGUUAAUGUUUUGUGUGAUGCUUAUUUCUAUGUUCCUGUUGGUUUUGUCUUCUCUUUUCUUGCUUCAGUUUAGCAGUCAUUCUUUUAUACCUAGAUCAGUUUUGGAGCUUAUUAUUGUCAAUAACUCGUCGUUUUACUUUACACCUGAUUUCAAGAGGGAACAAAUUGUGCUACCUACAGACUCUUCUGAGGAUUUAAGAUUUCAAGCCUUGAAACCUAGAGAGUCUGAUUCAAAAGUUUCCAAUUCGAGCGAGAGAGAACAUUCGGUAGAAAGACAGAUGAAUAUAGCAUGUGACCAGAAUCGGGCUCUAUUGAAAGUGUUCAUGUAUGACUUGCCUCCGGAAUUUCACUUCGGGUUAUUGGGUUGGAAGGGAAGUGUAAACCAAACAUGGCCUGACGUGGAUAACCCUAAUCAUGUCCCGCGUUAUCCCGGGGGACUGAAUUUGCAGCAUAGUAUGGAAUACUGGCUCACACUUGAUCUUCUAUCGUUGAACACUGCAAAAGCUGGUCAACAUUGUACUGCGAUUAGAGUGCAGAAUUCAAGUCAAGCAGAUAUAAUUUUCGUGCCGUUUUUCUCUUCUCUGAGUUACAAUCGGCAUUCCAAGACUCAAGUGGAGGGACAAGUUAGUGUUAACAAAAUGCUGCAAGACAGAUUGGUACGUUUCUUGAGAGGGUGCAAAGAAUGGAAACGUUCGGGUGGGAAGAAUCAUCUAAUUGUAGCUCACCAUCCUAACAGCUUGUUGGAUGUGCGAAGUAACUUGGCUUCUGCUAUGCUUGUGCUUGCGGAUUUCGGAAGGUAUCCUGUUGAGUUAGCAAAUAUCAAAAAAGAUAUAAUAGCUCCCUAUAAACAUUUGGUGGCUACUAUACCAAGAGCAGAAUCACCUUCAUAUGACGAACGUUCCACACUCGUGUAUUUCCAGGGGGCGAUCUACAGAAAAGAUGGAGGAGUUAUUCGCCAAGAACUGUAUUACCUCCUCAAAGAUGAGAAAGACGUGCAUUUUACAUUUGGGAGCAUAGGAGGAAAUGGAGUUAAUCAGGCAAGCCAGGGCAUGUCGACGUCCAAAUUCUGUCUUAACAUAGCUGGAGAUACUCCAUCUUCCAAUCGACUAUUUGAUGCCAUAGUAAGCCAUUGUGUUCCUGUGAUCAUCAGUGAUGAAAUUGAGCUACCGUAUGAAGAUGUUUUGGACUACUCAGAGUUUUCCUUGUUUGUUCGCGCCGCGGAUGCCAUAAAGAAAGGCUACCUGUUGAAUCUCCUUCAUUCAAUCAAGCGCGAGGAAUGGACCAAGAUGUGGGAAAGAUUGAAGGAGAUUACACAUCACUACGAGUAUCAAUAUCCAUCCCAGCCCGGGGAUGCAGUGAACAUGAUUUGGCAGGAAGUUGUGCGGAAAAUAUCUUCAAUUCAGUUCAAUUCACACAGGAAGAACAGAUACAAUAGAUCUCAGCUUCUUGUCAAGACUAACUGAAAUGUUGAGAUUGUGUUUUGAUGAAAUCAUUUGACCUUGGUUGCAUUCAACAUAUCAACGGGAGACUUAUGUGUUUUCAUCUUCUUAAUAAAAAUUUAAGUAUUAUUUUCCAA